AUGAUGCCCCGCCGACGGAGCCGUUAUGUGAUUCUUGUCGCUGUUGUGAUGGUCUUUAUGCUGUAUCAGGUCUUCAAAAAUCCUGAAUGGGAUUCCACAGGUCAAUCCAGCAGCAUCAAGCCCAGCGAACCCGAAAAGGGCCAAAACGUCCAUAAGGAUUCCUCGAAGCCACCCCCGGCCAACGAUCCCGCUUCCAACAAGCACCUCAACAACCAGCCGCCCCCCGAUAGCGAACAUCCCCACGACCAAGAGGAAGACGAGCCUGAGCAGAACCCUCAGAAGCAGACGGCCAAGCCCACUGUCAAGAUUCCUCAGCUCAAGACGGAGAAGGCCAAGGCGCCCACCAACACUCUCUCUGGCCCUACCCUUUCCAUCCACGCCUACAAUGACGAGGUAGAGGCCACCAAGUCGCCCGAGGUCACCAAGGCGCCCACAAAGCCUCUAGAGUUGGAAGAGGACCUCCAUGCCAAGAAGCCUCCCGGCCGACCCAACUUUGAUAUCGCCGAGAGCCUGUCGACCUCGACAUCACAGAUCCACUGGCACAAGGUCUCCGAGCACUUCCCCGUUCCAACGGACGAGAUUAUUCCCCUCCCCACCGGCAAGCCCAAAGACAUUCCCAAGAUCCAAUACGACUUCAAGCCAGAGUCCGAGGCUGCCAAGGACAAGCGCGAAAGGCGCCUAGCCCUGAUCAAGGCUGAAAUGCUACGGUCCUGGGGCGGAUACCGCAAGUACGCUUGGAUGCACGACGAACUUUCGCCUGUCAGCGGUCGUAACCGCGACCCCUUUUGUGGCUGGGCCGCUACUCUCGUAGACGGUCUUGAUACGCUCUGGAUCAUGGGCAUGAAGGAAGAGUUUGCCGAGGCCGUCAAGGCUGUCAAGGAGAUCGACUUCACCUACAGCCCGACGCGCCGUGACAUCCCGGUCUUCGAGACCACUAUCAGAUACUUGGGCGGCCUCCUCGCUGCUUACGAUGUGAGCGGCGGUAAAGAGGGCGGCUACACUGUCCUGCUGGACAAGGCCGUUGAACUCGCCGAAAUCUUGAUGGGCAUUUUCGACACCCCCAAUCGCAUGCCUAUCACAAGGGAACGCCAGGACAAAGUGCUCAGGAGCUCAACUACCAUCCUGGAAGCAACAAUCAAGAAGCCAACAGGCAAGUCCCCGGAUUCACUACUUUAG
Molecule: messenger RNA, 1176 nt
Organism: Colletotrichum abscissum
Lineage: Eukaryota; Fungi; Ascomycota; Sordariomycetes; Glomerellales; Glomerellaceae
Product: glycosyl hydrolase family 47
Exons: 2
Coding region: 1-1176 (391 amino acids)
Biological process (GO): carbohydrate metabolic process; mannose trimming involved in glycoprotein ERAD pathway
Cellular component (GO): endoplasmic reticulum; membrane
Molecular function (GO): mannosyl-oligosaccharide 1,2-alpha-mannosidase activity; calcium ion binding
Source: RefSeq, a predicted model, not a curated record